AUGGGAAAGCUCCCUGUGGACCUCACCCCUGGCCAGAUCCGCUGCAGCAAGCGGGAGGUGGUGCUGACGCGGGGAGCAGAGAGGCUGAGCACCCGGGAAGGUGCAAGAAAGCUUUAUGACUACUUCAGCUCCUCUGAGGGAAUUGGAGGCUUCCAAGACCACUUUGACUGGUGGGCCAGAAAUCAGUUCUGUUCCCGGGGUGGGAAACCCCUGUGGAUUGACCCCCAUGAUCCAAAUGUUCACCACAUCUUCAUUGAUGACAACAUCCGGCUGGACGAUGCAGACACUAUUGUUCAUCCGCAGGGGAGCCCCAGCCAUGUGUGUGAUGAUCUGGUUCAGAGCCAAAGGGGCCUCGUGGGAGGGCAAAGAAAUCUGGAGAAACUUCAUCUUCUACCACCAGAGAGGAGACAGGAGCCCCUGCCCUCUGCNCGGGCCGGUGCUGCCGCCCUUGCCCUGGGCAAGCAGGUCCUGGUGGUGGGCGGCGUGGAUGCUGCACAAAGUCCCCUCGCCUCCGUCGAGGUCUACCACGUGGAUGAGGGCAAGUGGGAGAAGAAGGCAGCCCUGGCUCAGCCCUCCAUGGGCAUCUCAGCUGUGCAGAGAGACGGGGCUGUCUAUGCACGUGGGGGAAUGGGUGCGCCCACCUCUCCCCAGGCACUGGUCCGUGUCUACGAGCCAGCAAAGGACCACUGGCAGCCCCUGCCCUCCAUGCCCACUCCCUGCUAUGGGGCCUCUGCCUUCCUGCAGGGCAACAAGAUCUUCGUCCUGGGGGGCCGGCAGGGCAAGUUGCCUGUCACAGCCUUUGAGGCCUUCGACCUGGAGACAAGGAGCAGGACACGCUAUCCCAGCCUGCCCAGCCGCCGCGCCUUUGCUGCCUGUGCCAUGGCUGAUGGGGUUGUCUUCAGCCUGGGGGGGCUGCAGCAGCCAGGGCCCCACAACUUCUAUUCCCGUCCCCACUUCGUCAACACCGUGGAGAUGUUUGACCCCACACAGGGUGCAUGGAGCAAGCCAAGCCGUGCCAUCCGCAUGAGGGAGAAGAGAGCUGACUUUGUGGCUGGCUGCCUGGGAGGAAGAGUGGUGGCCGUGGGUGGCCUUGGGAACCAGUCCUGCCCGCUGGAUUUCGCCCUCUCGGGGAAGAAGGGGGAGCCGCUGCCCCCCAUGCCCACCGGCCGCUGCUCCUGCUCCAGCUGCCCGGCGCCCAGCCUGCUCUUCAUCAUCGGGGGGGUGGCCCAGGGCCCCAGCGGAGCCGUCGAGGCUCUGUGCCUGCGCGAGGCACCCUGAGCGGGGCCCGGGGACCAGCCCUGGCCCAGCACCAAGUGCCU
This is a messenger RNA of Chaetura pelagica (chimney swift), 1319 nucleotides long. RefSeq names its product kelch domain containing 8B (gene KLHDC8B). Lineage: Eukaryota; Metazoa; Chordata; Aves; Apodiformes; Apodidae. The transcript is spliced from 9 exons. Bases 1 to 1278 code for a protein of 425 amino acids. The record is from RefSeq and is a predicted model, not a curated record. Gene Ontology annotation, molecular function: protein binding.